This is a messenger RNA of Perognathus longimembris pacificus (Pacific pocket mouse), 3341 nucleotides long. It is a transcript of the gene Tada2b, whose product is annotated as transcriptional adaptor 2B. Lineage: Eukaryota; Metazoa; Chordata; Mammalia; Rodentia; Heteromyidae. The transcript is spliced from 2 exons. The record is from RefSeq and is a predicted model, not a curated record. Gene Ontology annotation, molecular function: chromatin binding; zinc ion binding; transcription coactivator activity. Gene Ontology annotation, cellular component: nucleus; SAGA-type complex. Gene Ontology annotation, biological process: chromatin remodeling; regulation of transcription by RNA polymerase II. The coding region runs from base 24 to 1286 and encodes 420 amino acids.
GGGCGGCGGGCGAGCGGGGAAAGAUGGCGGAGCUCGGUAAGAAGUACUGCGUGUACUGCCUGGCCGAGGUGAGCCCGCUGCGCUUCCGCUGCACCGAGUGCCAGGACAUCGAGCUGUGCCCCGAGUGCUUCUCGGCCGGCGCCGAGAUCGGCCACCACCGCCGCUACCACGGCUACCAGCUGGUGGACGGCGGCCGCUUCACGCUCUGGGGGCCCGAGGCCGAGGGCGGCUGGACCAGCCGCGAGGAGCAGCUGCUGCUGGACGCCAUCGAGCAGUUCGGCUUCGGCAACUGGGAGGACAUGGCUGCGCACGUGGGGGCCUCCCGGACCCCCCAGGAGGUGAUGGAGCACUACGUGAGCAUGUAUAUCCACGGGAACCUGGGGAAAGCCUGCAUCCCCGACACCAUCCCCAACCGGGUGACGGACCACACCUGCCCCAGCGGGGGGCCCCUGUCGCCCAGCCUCACCACGCCGCUGCCCCCGCUGGACAUCUCCGUGGCCGAGCAGCAGCAGCUGGGCUACAUGCCCCUGCGCGACGACUACGAGAUCGAGUACGACCAGGACGCCGAGACGCUCAUCAGCGGGCUCUCGGUGAACUACGACGACGACGACGUGGAGAUCGAGCUCAAGCGCGCCCACGUGGACAUGUACGUGCGCAAGCUGAGGGAGCGCCAGCGCCGCAAGAACAUCGCCCGCGACUACAACCUGGUGCCCGCCUUCCUGGGGAAGGAGCGGAAGGAGAAGGAGAAGGCGCCCAAGCGCAAGAUCACCAAGGAGGAGAAGGAGCUGCGGCUGAAGCUGCGGCCCCUCUACCAGUUCAUGUCGUGCAAGGAGUUCGACGACUUGUUUGAGAACAUGCACAAGGAGAAGAUGCUCCGAGCCAAAAUCCGGGAGCUGCAGCGCUACCGGCGGAACGGGAUCACCAAGAUGGAGGAGUCGGCCGAGUACGAGGCCGCCCGGCACAAGCGGGAGCGGAGGAAGGAGAACAAAAACAUGGCGGGCUCCAAGAGGGGAAAGGAGGACGGCAAGGACGGCGAGUUUGCGGCCAUCGAGAACCUCCCUGGGUUCGAGCUCUUGUCGGACCGCGAGAAGGUGCUGUGCAGCUCCUUGAACUUGAGCCCCGCGCGCUACGUGACGGUGAAGACCAUCAUCAUCAAGGACCACCUCCAGAAGAGGCAGGGCAUCCCCUCCAAAAGCCGCCUGCCCAGCUACCUGGACAAGGUCCUCAAGAAGAGGAUCCUCACCUUCCUCACGGAGAGCGGGUGGAUAGCCAGGGACGCCUCCUGAGCCGCCCGCCCGGGCGCCCGCCACCCCUCGUCUCCAGGUAUAAACGCUCUCAGUCCUCUGAAAGAAGCAAUAGCAACCGCGGCCCGCCGCACCCCAGGGGAGGCCAGCACGUCUCCAUUCUGACUUCGUCCUAGAAGUAUCCUUUGAGGUGACGAACCGCCUUGUGUGUUCCGUGGCAGGGGCGGCGGGGACGGGCCCUGGCCGCCUUCCCUUCAGGUUUAGAAGUGGGUGCCAGGAGCUGCGCUUUUCGCCAUCAGCUCUUUCCUGGCGACACAAGCUCUUCUCAGGCAAGUUGCUGCGGGUGCCCCUUUUCUGAGCCUGCUGCUGUCCCCCAGCCGACACCCCAACACAGCCCCGGCACGCGGCACUUUACCUGGAGGCCGGCCGUGCCCAGAGCCCACUGCUGUGGAGGCCAGAGACCACCACCAGGCCCACGCCCGCUGAGCCCCUGAAGAGGAAGAGCCCCUUGUUGGCACAGUGAGCAUAGGAUGCCCCUGCCUGGCGUGGCACGCACAGCCAGCCGCCCUGGGAAGGGCGGUGCCCUCCACGCCUUCUCGCAUCCCAGGGGAAGGGACACCGGGCUGUCCCGGGGCCGCGUGGCUGCUGCACCUGUCAGGCGCCCUCCGUGGAAGACCCUGCUUUAGGACGCAAGGCUGGUGCCCGCGCUCCCAGCCUGGGUGCGGCUUCCUCAGGAUUCUCAUCCCUCUUGUAAAUAGGACCGUGCUACCUAGCUAAGCAGAGGGCUCUGCUAGCUGGGCAGAGCCAGGGUCAGCCUGCGGGGGCUCUGGUGCGUAGGGGAGCACCCUGGCCGUGCCUUGGAGCCCGGUGCUGCUUCUGUUCACUGUCUUGAAACAGACCCAGAAACAACCUCCCAGCCCAGCUGGGCAGGAAAGCUUGUUUCUGGGGCUCCCUUUAAGGUCGUACAUGGUACCUUCCUAAACUUGAGGAAGGCAUUUGUCUUCCGGCUGCUCAGGGUUCUCCCGCCCAGACCCUGCUUUAGAGUCCUGGAGUGACCACAGACCCCACCCCCCUCCUGCUCUGCCAAGCUCGUCCUCCCUGUCCCCUAGGUACAAGAGCCUGUUGACCUCCCAGAAUGUUGGGGCUUGACCUUACAGUGAUGUUAAAGAAAAUAGGAAAGAACAGAAAACCCGAACCUCAUUCCAAGGAUGACUUGACUCCGUGCCUUUUCAUUCUACAUCCUGUCCCCUAGGGUAAGCUUUUCAACAUGAAGUACACUGAAUAUGGCUUUAGUUGUAGGGUGCAGCGUGAGCUGGCCAAGUGUCCCAACUGUCGGCUGGGCCCAGACAGCAGCGCAGUGGCCUCAGUUGUGAGAGCCAGCUCCACACCGCCCCCUGCCGGCGAAACUGCUUUGUGUCUUAGCAAGCGGCUCUCCGCGUGGGCUCCUGGGCACUUGUUAACGGCAGAACCAGGCCUCAGGCCUCAGGUUGUAAACUGGGAGGCCUCUGGGGUGAGGGCUGGCAGGCUGUUUUCAAGCUCUUCCCGUAGCUAAGGUUCAAGUUGGAGAACCACCGGCUUUAGUUGUCCUAGUGACACUUUUUUUUUUUUUUUUUUUUGUACCAGAGUCCUGGUUUGGUGAGGUUUUAUGUUUAGUCUUAUUUUUAUAUAAAAUGACAGCCAGACCUCUAUGGAAAGUGUGGACAGCAGAGGAUCCCUGUAAAUGUGUGGCCGGCAAAUGAGACACUGCUUAAGCAGGCUCAUGUGCAUAUCUCUGAUGGUUUUUAAAUGCCAUAAUGAAUGUAUAAUUUAUGUUGAAGUUUUAAUAUGCUGUUACAAGGGAAAAGUAAUUUUAGGAUUGGUUGCCUCUUCUUCCAUCUGCUCUAGCUAUUCUCGUCACGUUAGUCCUGGCUCCACCGUGAGCUACAGCCUGACGUGUCUGUAUUUCAUUCUCAGUCAGUUAAUAGCAUACCCUGUGGAACUAGGUCUUUUUGAAAUGUAACUGUCUUUGAAUCAAAAAGUUAGAUAAUUCUUCAACUCUUUGAAAUAAUGCUCUGGGAGGCGAACAUUCUGAGAAUGUAUUAAAGAUUGCAACUCUGA